Polychytrium aggregatum is the source of this 1868-nucleotide messenger RNA. RefSeq lists its product as uncharacterized. The coding region runs from base 202 to 1644 and encodes 480 amino acids. Lineage: Eukaryota; Fungi; Chytridiomycota; Chytridiomycetes; Polychytriales. The transcript has 2 exons. The record is from RefSeq and is a predicted model, not a curated record.
CGCACCUCCAUCUUGAUCUGCUUUGAACUACUCUGAUCUACUCUGAUCGCCGGCAACGCUGCUCCCGAUCCAUCGCUGCUCCUACAUCGCCCGGGGCCUCUAUCGCCGCCGGCGCCGACGGGGCUGGAUCAGCGGUGCGCCUGCUCCACCAGCCCCUUUGUCCAACAGAGGCAAGAGUCAUGCCGUCUGCAAGACUUUGUCAUGGGCUUCUCCAGACGACGCCCUCAGAGAAGACACUCUCGAGGAUACUCUCCGGGGCACACUCUGAAGACACACUCUCCAGGACACACUCUGAAGACACCCUCGAAGGGCGAUAUCCCCGGUCCGGCACCCAUGCGGCUGCUGCGGUAUCAAGGCCUCUGCGCCCCCGACCGCAAGCAGCAGCGUCCGCGCAUUUUUUCCGUUGCUGGAAGCGUCGGUCCUCACCGACAAGGCCCUCUCUCCCACCCAGAGAAGCGCAAAUUUGGGAUCCCGAUCGACCCGCCGCCGCCGCCGCGAGUAUAUAUAUGCACCCACCGCCAUGCGGCAUUCAUCACGAAGCAGUCAUCCCCGAAGCAUCCACCACGAAGCACCCGUCGCGCAUUGCUAAUCCUGUCCGGCACAUCCCCCAUCGGUACGCCAGGCUCUUCCCGGACCACAUUCCCCCCAGCAUAUCGCAUCCGCAAUCGUCCGCAAUCGUCCGCAACCACCUGCAAGCACAUCGCCAUGUCGUCCAGACCAGUCUCGUCGGCCCCGCUCCUGGUCCGAAAGAAGGCUGCAUAUCAUCACCCAGCCUUGACUCGCAUCAACUCGCUCAGCUCGAUCUACAGCGACCUGUCGACGCUCUCGCGCGAUUCGGCAUGUUCGACACCAUCCCGCGAUGCAGGGCUUUCGGCGUCCUUGCCUCGACGACCAACGCCCCGUUUCCCCGUCGACGGCCUUGCUGUCCGCCCACGUUCGCCUCUGUCGCUCGGUCGCUCUGAGCGCAAGCCAGCCAUCCAGAGCACGUCUGCCAUCGAUUGCGAUGAUGCUGCUCGCCGCGAAUCCUUGCACAAGCUUGAGCUUGUCAUGGCUUCGACCUUGGAGUUUCUCUCUGACAUUGUCGAUGAGAAACCCAUGGCUGUCCAUGUCGAGCGAUCCGAGCCCGCUUCGGCCCGAAGCAGCUGGGGAGAGCCUGUGGAUCUGACCCUCAAGCGACGCAGCUCGUCAUCGUCCUCAUGCAGCGUGCCAGCUUCGCCCCAGAGCAUCGGUCCCGAUGCUGUCGUCCCGGAACGUCUUGCCCGGCCGCUCCGGCGUGCUCGCACCGUCUGUGGCGACGGUGCUUCUCUCACACCGACCCGCAAGAAGAGCACCCUCAAGUCCUUCCUCGCAGGGUGGCAUGCGCAUCGCGACCAGGGCAUUGCCAACCCGCCCUCGGACCAGCCCGAGGCCAAAGCCCAGACCUUGCCGCAUUCACACACCAAUACCUUGCACACCCUCGAGUGCCAGCUCUUCCCGCAGCUCGCUGCCCACGACCAUGUUCCUGAGCCAACCUCUCCCGAUCGCCCGCCGCGCGCCCGGGUGAUGCCUCGCUCGUCGUCCGAGUACCAUAUUGGCUCUCUGCACCAGCAGCACGGCCUGGAGCCGAAGCGAGUGCAGUCUCUCAAUCGACGAGUCCGCCACUAGGACCGGCGCUGCAACGGUCAGCCGGUCGAGUACCCUGCCCUUUGGUUUGUCGUCCCCCAUUGUACCAUAUUUCACCGUUCACGGGACGCCCUGUUUUGGAGUUCACUUGUGUCUGAAUAUAACCAUCUUAUCCAUCCAUUCAUUCAUGCAUUCAUCCUUCGACGCCGAUGCGAUCCAAUGCAAUCCGCCAUGGCGAUCUGCUUCCCUCUCCUCUCGUUCGCUCG